This is a messenger RNA of Moneuplotes crassus, 3426 nucleotides long. Lineage: Eukaryota; Ciliophora; Spirotrichea; Euplotida; Euplotidae. The record is from the annotation of a GenBank genome assembly.
UUAAUGAGUUUAAAUAAAUGAGUAGGGCAGGAAGAGAUUGUUGGGGAGUUUGAUACCCCUACGCAGUGAGAUUUUGAGCAGAAGUUCUUGGAUAGAGAUGAGAAGGAGAACUUUCAGAGUUCGAAUUUGAACGAAAAUAGUUCAUGCAAUGUUAUUUCCUCUGGGAAGGAAGUUAGGAAAUUAAAUUUAGGUAAAAUAAGUCUUUGUAUUUUUAGAUGAGCAACUUAUUCAAGAUAAAGAUAGCACUUUUGAUGCUGAAUUUACAUCUGUAAUUCAAGCUAGUGAUAGGAUUGUCCAUGACCUUAAUUUUGAAGAUGUUCUUAAAGAUGACUCGGGAGAAUCAUUAAGUCCGGUAGUUAACCUAACAAGAUCUCCUAGCGAACAUACAGACACAGCGAAGAUUCUCUUUAAAACAAAUGAAAUGGAAUAUUUAGAAUGAGAUAUCCAUGAGAAGAAAAUUGAAGCUUUUUGCAAUGAGUGAAAGAUUACACUUUGAAUAGAUUGUAUUCUAAGUGAUAAACACAAGAAGCAUUCUUUCACCUCUCUUGACAAAGCAGCAGAGAAACAGAAAGAAGAUAUCAAAGCAAAUAUCUCAAAAGCCCAAAGCACUAGAAAAACUCUUGAGAAAAUGCAAAAUAGAAUGAGCAAACACCUUAGAGAUCUUUCUGAUCGCCUGGAAAAUAAUACAAGAUCUAUAGAAGAGAUCUAUGAUUUAGUACUCUCAGCAAUCACAAAGAAGAAGGAAGAUUGAAUUCGAAAUAUGCAAGAAGCUGUCAGAAAAGAAGAGAGGAUUAUGAAAGAAAAGAAGACUAAAAUAGAUAACCAUCUCCAAGCUAUUGAUCAUCUUCAUCAGAUGCAGACCAAGAUCUCAGAAUUAACAGAUCUUGAGGUACUUAAAGAAGCCAAAACUUGAGAGAAUGCUAUUAAAAGCGGAACUAAAAAUGUUGUUGAGUGAACAUUCUCGCUAACUAUGCUGCCUGAGCUGAAGAAAGAUAUAGAAAUUAAUAAUUUUGGAAAGCAGCUUAAGAAUGCAUUAAAAGAGCAAGAGUCCAAUACCUCCAGCACUCACCACAAGAGUAAGAAACAAUGUAAAAAGUCUUCAAAGGGGAGCAAGCUUAAAAAUGAGAGUAAAACCAGCAGUACCAAAGAAAUUAAAGAGUGCGAUAAACCUUCACCUAAUUUAAAUGAGAGUAACGUCACAGAGAUUAGUACACCAGUUUGAAUCUCUGCCAAGGCACACUUUUUUGAUAAGCCAGUUAGACCAUCAACAGGGACUGAAGAAAGGAAAAGUAGAGAUGCUGAAAAUCUCAAGAGAGAGGAAGAAGUUCCUUCAAAUCAGAAGCCUGUUGUAUCUAAAGGUCAAAAUUCUAGAAAUCAAAAGAACGAAAAGAAAUUUGAAGGGACUAAAUUUGGCUCAUCUAGUUUUUCUUACCAACCUUCUAAAGCAUUAGAGAAGCUGACUGCUCUUACAAGUGGAGACAAAAAGGCAAAAGAUCCUAAAAAUAAUGAAUCAAAUGACGUAAAUAACUUCAACAAGUUGUUGGAGUCUACUCAAUUAAUGCAAAGAGAUAGACAGAAGAGGAAGAAGCAGUCUCAUACAAAGCAUUUCGGCAAUGAGACUACAAAGGAACACCAAGAUUACAAUGGGUUCAAAGUUGAAGAAAUCAAAGAAGAAUCUGAAACUUCACUAAAAGAAAGCAGAAAAGAUAAAAGAGAUGAUCGUCAUGCUCGCGAUUCUGAGAGAUCUCAUAGAAGUUAUCUAAGACAUACAAAGACAUCAAGGCUUAGAAGCGUUAAUAAAAGAGACGAAUGUAUUCAGGAGAAGAUCAGAAAAGAAACUAAGACUAAAUUCCAGACUCAGGUAAUUAAGAAGAAUACAAGAGAGGGCCUUCCACCAACUUCAGGAAAUAUUAUUAAUGGGACAACCCCUCUCAAUAUGAAUCAAAUUCGAAGAAUGAGUCCAAGAAGAGCUUGUGACGAAAAUAUUAGAGGAGCUGGAAAUAAGUCUUCAGAGAUGUUCAAAUUAGAAGGAAGAGUAAGAGGGCAAAACUCAAGAAGAGGAAGUAAAACUAAUAGAGAUAACUUUGAAAAUAUUGACUCAAAGUUCAAUUUCACUAGACUUCAAGAAAAGAGAGCGGAAAGAAAGAAUCAAAAAUCCACUCAGCUGCUAUCCAGCAUUCUCUCGAGUAAACACUCAGAGAAUAUAAUGAAGGAACCUCAAUUCAAAUAAGUGGGAAAAAUUGCUUAAAAAAGACAAAGAAUCUAAUAAAGAUGUUCAGAAAGAUUUCCUUUACAAGAGUUUAAAUAGAGCAAAUAUGAAAGGAUCCUUGUUAGAUUAUAACAGAGAUGAAUCACCUGAAGUAUUUAAAAAGGCUGAAGAGAUAAAAGAAAUUCCUGAUUCACCCAAAGAUGUAUUAGACUGCUUGAGAACACCUGAGUCACAGUGUAGAGCAGUCUCUAUCAUCGGUGGAGAUAUGACUAAGAAAUCCAUAGAUUUCAAUAUUUUGUUGAAGAAUAACAUAGACUCUAUCUUCACUAUAGCAGGAUAUUCAGACAAGCCUAUCGAAACUAUUGAGAAUUACUCUUGAGAUAAUGCUGUUUGGAUACCCAUUUCAUGUCCCCUCAAAGACGGAAGAACCAAAUUUUCAGUCGUUUCAUUUCUCCAUGUUUCAGAGAAUGGAUUCUCUAGUGAUAGAAUACUCAUAAUGGGAGGCAAAACAAGUGAUGGCAAGAGGACAGACUUAAUUCAGGAAUAUAAUCCUAAAACUAAUAAACUUCAAGAUUUUGGAAGACUUCCAAAGCCAAUGUCUGGAUUUUCUGCACUCUGAAUGGUCAAUAAAAUUUAUAUCAUUGGAGGAAAUGAUGGAAAGAUCAGGAAUAAUGUUGAGUGAUUUGAUCUUGAAACUAAAGAAUGGACUCAACUCUCUCCACUAAACCAGAAGAGAGAUGAACUAUCUGCAGCUAUCGGCCCAGAUAACUGCCUCUAUGCUAUUGGAGGAUAUGGAGGAUCUGAUAAUAAAUGAUUGAUUACCGCAGAAAAAUAUGACAUUAAGGUUGGUAAAUGGGAAAUUAUAGCAAAAAUGAAAGAUCCAAGGAGAGCUCUCAGUGCUGUAAGUCUUCCAAACGGUGUCUAUGCUCUUGGAGGAUACGAUGGAGAGAAAUAUCUCAAUAGCGUUGAGAAAUAUGAUAGUGACCAAGAUCAAUGGGUAUCAGUCCCCUCAAUGAUUCAAAAAAGAUGCACUCUAAGCUCUGUUUCAAGUAAUGAUUGAAGAUAUAUCUAUGCUAUUGGUGGAUUUAAUGGAUCGGCUUUGGAAACUGUUGAAAGGUAUGAUAUUGUCUCAGAUAAAUGGGAACAAGUUCAAAGCAUGAACUCUAAGAGAUUCAUGCAUGCAUCUGUGUUAAUAAGACAAUAAAUUGUCAAUCUUA